This is a messenger RNA of Saxophila tyrrhenica, 1779 nucleotides long. RefSeq names its product Flocculation suppression protein (gene SFL1). The record is from RefSeq and is a predicted model, not a curated record. NCBI's taxonomy places the organism in Eukaryota, Fungi, Ascomycota, Dothideomycetes, Mycosphaerellales, Extremaceae. Gene Ontology annotation, biological process: regulation of DNA-templated transcription. The transcript is spliced from 4 exons. Gene Ontology annotation, molecular function: sequence-specific DNA binding; DNA-binding transcription factor activity. Bases 1 to 1779 code for a protein of 592 amino acids.
AUGGCAUCUGUCGGACAACCGCUGAGCAGGAGUCCGUUUCUGGGCAACUCUUCUGGCUUCAGUCAACCGCCCUUUUCCAAGACCAUUCCCAUCCUGCCAUCUUCGGCAACGACCUCAACCAGCCCCGGCGACCCAAUGGACACCAGCCAUAACAACACACCUUCAAUGGGCCCGCCCUUGAGCAGUCCCAAUGGCGAACGACACGACCAUUUCGAUCAGCAGCAGUCUUCUGCCAAUGGAGGCUCAAGUCAACCGACAGGAGCGGCGGCCGCUGCUCAACAACCGAAAGUGGUGCAGACUGCGUUCAUACACAAGCUCUACAACAUGCUCGAAGAUCAAAGCAUUCAACAUCUGAUCUCCUGGUCCCAGACCAACGAGAGCUUUGUCAUGUCACCAUCUUCGGAGUUCUCGAAGGUCUUAGCUCAAUACUUCAAGCAUACCAACAUCUCCUCCUUCGUACGGCAACUGAACAUGUAUGGCUUUCAUAAAGUCUCUGAUGUCUUCCACAAUGGUCAGCCCGACUCGCCCCUGUGGGAGUUCAAGCAUGGCGCUGGCAACUUCAAGCGCGGCGACCUGGUCGGCCUGCGCGAGAUCAAGCGCAGAGCUUCUCGCCAUGCGCUCAUACAUCGCGACUCAUUCUCGAACCAAUCAAAAGUUCCACCAGUGCCUCAGCAACCAGGUACGCCGAUGGAAGCACCUCAAGAUCCUGUAGAGGCGCGCUUCGGGAUGCUCGAGUGGCAGAUGCAGGAUAUGUUUAACCGGCUCUCACGGACGGAAGAGGCCUACACGGCGGUGACUGCGAAGUGCCAGACUCUUCUCGAAGGCUUGACGCGAUGUCACCAGUGGAAUAACGACUUGUCGUCACAUCUGCUCACACUGGUCCCUGACCCGGACAAUCCGGUCCACCGCGAAGUAUACGCCAUGCGCCAGGACAUACAGCGGCAUGUCGAUCACCUGCGAUCAGUGGAAGAUACGUCCGAACCAAUCUUCGGAAACAGGCAAUCGUACUUCCAAAACGACAGACUUGCGCCAGACAUGGGCCCGCCAAUGUCGCCUCGACAACGCCCAUACGACGAAUCCCGCCGGCCAUCACUCCAAGCAAUCGGCCGACCAAACUCCUUCCGCACCCCCGUACCACCCCACCUCAUGUCCCCCCGCCGCUACGGCUCCAUCGGCGCAGCCAGCGGCGCCUACUCCCCCUCCUCCACCCGCCCACCACACCUCCCCCCACCACCCCCACCAUCCCAACAAACUCAACACCCGCUCGCCAACACCUCCUCCCCACCCGCCAGCCUCGCCCGCCGCCACACCUCCGCCGACAUCCGCGUCCACGGCUGGUCCGCCACCCAGCCCUACCCCCACAACAGCUCCCCCUACGCCUCCGGCCACUCCUCCACCGCCUGGCCCUCGUCCCCGCGCCAGCCGGCCCAACCAGGGGACCAACAGCUCCGCGACGCGCUGGCGCAAUACGAACUCCCCCGCGCCGCAGGCAUCGCCUCUACCUCCCGCCACCCCUCCCCUCCGCCCCCGCACGACCCAGGUCCGCCCAGUUUCACCAGCAGUUUCGGCGGCAGCUACGCGAACCCCAACGACGCCGGGUGGCAGCUUCCCGGGCGCGCGUAUCCUUUUAAGGGGAUCGGGAUCGAGACGCCCGGUCCGCCGACGAGGAGGAGCAGUAUGGCGAGUAAUGUGCAUUCGCUUCUGAAUCCGGCGGAUACGGCGGAGAGGGAGGGGGAGGAUGAGGGGGUGGAGGAGAGGAAGCGGAAGAGGGUGCUUUGA